Kuraishia capsulata CBS 1993 is the source of this 390-nucleotide messenger RNA. RefSeq lists its product as uncharacterized. The transcript has 2 exons. The record is from RefSeq and is a predicted model, not a curated record. Bases 1 to 390 code for a protein of 129 amino acids. NCBI's taxonomy places the organism in Eukaryota, Fungi, Ascomycota, Pichiomycetes, Pichiales, Pichiaceae.
AUGGAUUUGGAUCAAGUGGGAGGAUCGGACUUUGGCCCUGUCUUCAAAGUCGUUAACAUAGUUGUUUCUGCUGUGUCGAAUUCAAGGUCCCAGCCAGAUUGUACGAUUUUGCGUCGUUUUAUUUCUCCUUCCUGGGAAGGGGAGUACGUAAGUAUACAUCUGGAGGCCAAUGGUUUGUGUGGCUUGAACACUAACACUUUCUAUCUAGUCUAUCUUUUCCUUGGGACUGUUCUAGUCAAUGGUAAUAUUUUUGGGAUUAUCGGUGGAGUUAUAGUUUUGCUGGUGGGCGCCGUCUACGUGGCCCUGGAGUUCAUUCCAAGCAUUGAGCCCCCUGCUAACAUGCAAAAUGGGGGCUCGAUGAUUUCCGAUGACGUUGAAGAUAUCAUCUAA